AUGGCCCGUAACGCCAACGACCGUACCUCAUUCCAACCUCCAAUGUACCUCUCACCGAACCAGCAAGAUGCAUUUCUUGCCUCCCUCGCCUCAAACCAGAAGAGUGCGGGACUUGGCCUUCAGAACCAGAAUCAGCGCCUGGACCCCAUGCAAUUCAAUUUCGAUGGAGGGUUCGAUCAACCACUCUUUCCGACCGAUGCCUUGGACCAGACUACUUCAUUUGGAGGAGAUCAAGUAAACGACUUCGAUGCCUUCGAGGAUAGCCCGUAUCUCGACGUUAUCGAUGGAACAGAGGGAAGCUACGAUUUCGAUAUCCCCGAAGGGGGUCCGGCAAUGUUCGGCGCCCUCCCGGGAGAUGACUCUCCAACUACGGGACUGUCUAAUUCGGAAAGUCCUCAACCGGAGGGCCACUACUCGGAUAAGAGGAAGAAUAGCGAGGACGCGGAAGAACCUGACGAAGCGAAGCGACGAGAAAGCGACGACAAGGUAUCCAAGAAACCGGGAAGGAAGCCGCUGACUACAGAACCCACAACGAAGCGCAAAGCCCAGAAUCGAGCCGCGCAACGAGCGUUCCGUGAACGGAAGGAAAAGCAUCUUCGAGACCUGGAAACCAAGGUGAACGAGCUAGAGCAGGUGUCCGAAUCCACCAACCACGAGAACGGUUUGCUCCGUGCCCAAGUUACCCGCUUACAGACUGAGUUGCGAGAAUACCGAAAGCGGCUCUCUCUCAAUGCCAGCGGGCUGGGUGCAUCGCCUCCGCUCCGUGGUGGACUAACCGCCUUGUCUACUAGCAAUGGUGCGUCAUCCGACAACACCUUCAGCUUCGACUUCCCCAGGUUCGGUGCCUUGCCGGCCGGUCCGCAGCUCUUCCUCAAAGACAAUGAAAAAGCGAGAUCGACGUCAUCUUCCUUGAAUGGACGUCGCGUUUCGGAUCAUGCAUCGGGCGCGCCGUCGCGGUCCGGCAGUACUGGAAGUAUGAGCCCCGAGAGCCAAACAUCUCCGGCUCAAAAUAGCACAAGCACCAAGGGGACGAGCCGAACCAGCGCCGAUAGCGUUGCCGAUCCAUCCCGCGUCUUCCAAUUCAACAGCUCGGGAUCCAACUCGGCGUCCCCUUCUUCUUCUUCACUCUCUCAAUUCGGCCCCAACUCCUCCUGCGGCACCUCCCCGGAACCAAGCCACAACUCCCCGGAAAAGAACUUAGACAAGGUCAACGGCCAAGGGUACAUCUGCCACGGCGGCUCCGAAGGUGAGGUCACCUUCUGCGAGCAACUCAACAUGGCCUGCGGCAACCCACGCAACCCUGUUCCCCGAUCGAUGUCCCAAUCUAACGCGUCCGCAAAACCCACAGACCUCUCACCCAACCCCACCUCCUCCGCCCGCACCACCCACGUCAACGUCAACGGCAUCGACUGGCUCGCCGACCAGAACGGCGGCCAAUUCGACCCCCUCCUCUUUGGCGAGUACCGCGAGAGCCAGGCCGCCGUCGUCGGCGACGGUGACUUCACCGGCGGCUUCUUCAACGAUGCCUUCCCCAUCGAUCUCAGCAGUCCUUUCGGCACCACCGGCAUCACCCCCGGCCUCCAGUCCGCCACCAAACGCAACCCCAUGGAGGAAAUCGACGCCCUCAACAACGCCGACGACGACGACGAGGUCGUCCCCGGCGAGGACAGGAGCAAGAUGCUCAGCUGCCACUCCAUCUGGGACAAAUUGCAAGACCGCCCCGACUUCAAGGAGGGCAGCUUCGACAUCGACGGGCUGUGCACAGAGCUCCGCGCCAAGGCGCGCUGUUCGGAGAGCGGGGUCGUGGUCGAUCAGAAGGAUGUGGAUGCGGCGUUGCAGCGGUUUCCAGCAAAGAGUCCGGAGCCGUGA
Molecule: messenger RNA, 1869 nt
Organism: Eremomyces bilateralis CBS 781.70
Lineage: Eukaryota; Fungi; Ascomycota; Dothideomycetes; Eremomycetales; Eremomycetaceae
Product: PAP1-domain-containing protein
Exons: 3
Coding region: 1-1869 (622 amino acids)
Cellular component (GO): RNA polymerase II transcription regulator complex
Molecular function (GO): DNA-binding transcription activator activity, RNA polymerase II-specific; transcription cis-regulatory region binding
Source: RefSeq, a predicted model, not a curated record